Messenger RNA from Cloeon dipterum, 1044 nucleotides. It is a transcript of the gene TpnC25D, whose product is annotated as Troponin C at 25D. The coding region runs from base 178 to 639 and encodes 153 amino acids. Gene Ontology annotation, cellular component: myosin II complex. The transcript is spliced from 3 exons. The record is from RefSeq and is a predicted model, not a curated record. Gene Ontology annotation, molecular function: calcium ion binding. Lineage: Eukaryota; Metazoa; Arthropoda; Insecta; Ephemeroptera; Baetidae.
CGACCCUGCGCGGACGCUGCGUGUGUGCGUGCGAGUAUAGCUCGUUAAGGUGUAAUUAUAUAAAAAGCAAAAGCUGCAGGCGCCAAAUCUUGAUACUCACUUUCUGCUGUUGCGGCUCGCGGUGCAGGUGUCUCGGCCAGAUAGUCCGUUUUUCUAGGCCCUAGGAAAUACGCGAAAAUGCCGAAAAUGGAGGAUGACGACCAGAAGAUGGCCAUGCUGCGGAAGGCCUUCCAGAUGUUCGACACAACCAAGUCGGGCACCAUCGACACCCUAAAGAUCAGCACGAUCCUGAACACCCUUGGCCAGGCGUACGACGACAAUGAGUUGAACGCGCUGGUCGAGGAGAACGACCCGGACGGCUCGGGCAAGGUCAACUUUGAAACCUUCUGCGCCAUCGCCAUCCACUUCCUGGAGGAAGAGGACGCCGAGGCGAUGCAGGAGGAGCUGAAGGAGGCCUUCCGUCUCUACGACAGAGAGGGCAACGGCUACAUCACCACGGCCACCCUCCGCGAGAUCCUGGCCGCGCUCGACGACAAGCUGACCAGCGACGACCUCGACGGCAUCAUCACCGAAAUCGACACUGAUGGCUCUGGAACGGUCGACUUUGACGAGUUCAUGGAGAUGAUGACUGGAGAAUAAACACCAAAGCUUGGCCGACGUUCACCUUACUUCUCUCUUUAAAUAUGCACGUGCUGGCGAGGAUGCUGCUUCAUUUUUCUUUUUAACACGGAUGAUUUUGAUUUCUAAAAAUGCGAAUACAUUCAGAGGCAAUGUUUAGUCCAUGAAAUAAGCAUUCUUCGAACGCGUCGUAGGUGUAGGGCUGCGUUUUGAAUUUGUUUUAAUGGAACGGAUGCUCCGGCGACUUGAUAUGCGAUACCGUCCAUUUGUAACAAAAUUUCUAUAUUUGUAUAUUCUGAGAGGAACGUUUCAAACGUCUUUGCGAGUAAAAUUGCACAGCUUAACCACAGCAAUUUACAUACAUUUUGUUUCGUGGAUCUGUUAAAAGGUGCAUGCGGAAUAAAUAUUUUUUCAGCUAAAAAUUAA